AUGAAGACUUCAACCCUUCUUCUGGCAUCUAUUCUUUCCGUCUCAGCUCUGGCCAGUCCGGUUCAAGAUCCCAGUCCUACACAGACCCAGGAUGUCGACAACGACCCCGUAGAAAAACCUCUGCGGGACCUUUGCGUCCUGAACUGUCUGAGAACCACUAUCGCGCCACUUCUGGGAUGCUCGACUAUCGCCUGUAUCUGCGGAACUGGCGCUACUAGUCCCGCCACGGUCCUUAAAACCUGUCUGACGACCAAUAAGUGCAAUACAAUUGAGACGACAGUCAUCGAUAGCGCGGUUGUCACUCUAUGUGAUCUUGCCACGGUGAUGAGCUAUUCGCCUGGCUCGAACACGUCUGGGACUGGCGUACUUUCCCGUGUAUGA
Penicilliopsis zonata CBS 506.65 is the source of this 381-nucleotide messenger RNA. RefSeq lists its product as hypothetical. The transcript is spliced from 2 exons. The coding region runs from base 1 to 381 and encodes 126 amino acids. The record is from RefSeq and is a predicted model, not a curated record. NCBI's taxonomy places the organism in Eukaryota, Fungi, Ascomycota, Eurotiomycetes, Eurotiales, Aspergillaceae.